Messenger RNA from Cyclocybe aegerita, 1695 nucleotides. Lineage: Eukaryota; Fungi; Basidiomycota; Agaricomycetes; Agaricales; Hemipholiotaceae. The record is from the annotation of a GenBank genome assembly.
AUGACUCCCCCAGUUCCGAACGACCCCCAGCCCUAUCCUUCCUCCGCGAUGCAGGCCCUCGUAACGUCGCAUCCAACAGGUUUCGCUGAUCCACUCUCGCGACCAGAGACGAAGCUUUCCAGUAACCCCUUUACCGACCAGGAUGGACUCUCAGAUGAAGCUAUUGCGAGGAUACUUGAUCAGACUCCUCCCUCAGACGGCGAGAUGUCUCCCGAUGAGGACGCGAACAUGUCCGACGGGGAUGGGUUCUAUUCCAUGACUGAGGACCCACAAAUGCCAGGGGCGCUACACAACCCACCUAGCUAUACGCCUACGCUUACUUCACCACCAAAUCCUUCCACGUUACCUGGAAGCCACUGGAAUGGCGGUCCACCCGAAAGUUCGCCUCACCAAUUAAUUCCAUCCAGCACGUUCCGACCUGAUCUUGAAGAAAAUUGGCCGAACCUACCUUCCAAAUCCGCCACUCGCAACGUUCUAGUAAAACCCAGUAGUCCUCAGUCUGCUUCAGGCGCUUCGAAGAAUGGUGGAUAUAGACCAACCGCGUCCGAUGCCUGUGCGGUGUGCAACAAACGCCCUGUUCAUGUAAAGUCCCAGAACUGGACAUGCUCGAUUGAAUGCUCCCAAAAGAUGCAAGAUCUUCUCGGUAAUGACCUGAAAGGAAAGGCUUCGUCGAGCUCUGCUGGCCGUCCGUACGUUGUUCAAUCAUCCGGGCCAUCAUAUUGGAACUGGGGCUAUAAAUCAGCGCCGAUCAAGAUGUGUGAAGUCUGUAAAACUCGCCCCCAGUAUCAAAAGGGUGGCAAGACCUACCCCACCUGCGGUCUCACCUGCGCCUCUAAAUAUAACCCAUACAAUGUGGAGGUGUGCGACUUCUGCAAACAACGACCCAAAUUAGUGGUCAACGGCAAGAAAUAUCCCCAGUGCGGUAGGACAUGCAGAGACAAAGCCCAAGCUGCCCUUGCGACUGCGGCGAACUCGGCGGCAGGAUCGUGCACGACAUGUCCUAUUUGCUGGAGAUUGCCGGGUCAUUCGACCUCUGCAGAAGGCUACUGUUCGAAGGCUUGCGACGCAAUAGCAGAAGCGAAGGCACCUGUCCUGAUCGAGCUUCCUCGCGGGCACGUCGCGUUUAAGAAAGCUGCGGAGAUCUUCUCGGCGGCGUGGAAGCAGAGGGCUGCGCCCUGCCCGACUGUGAAGAAGAUCUUCAGAGUCAAGGUCAAGGCAUCUGCCUUGGGAGAAUACGAUGUGCACAAAUCGCAAGUUAACCCACACGGGUUGUUCAAGACAAAAGGGAAUGAGCAAAUACGGUUCAUCGGGACGAAUCGCGAGUGCACGAUCGGGGACGGUGCCACGACGGAAGCGUGCGGGUCGCCAAAAUGCCUGUAUUGCAGCGUGAUCAAGCGGAAUGUAAGCAAGGAGCACUUCCCGUCGGGAAUCAUGACGGCGCAGCUGGAAAGAGCGAUCGAGACUGCAUCGAAUGUGAAGAAGCGCUCGCCGAAGGUGGUGCUCAUGACGAACGUGCUGGUUGGUAAGAGCGUGAAGAUGGGCAUGGUUGAGCUCUCGGGUGAGCUUCCCCCACCGGGUAGUGACUCCGUUCAGCUCGUUGGGUACCAGCCACACGGAGGCAAACUCGACCUCGGAGAGGUCCUGAUUUUCCACCCAGCUGCGAUUAAGCCUCUCUACGUCCUUACAUUCGAGUAG